AUGCUCAUGGUAAGCAUCGAUAUUGCAUACCCCAAGGAGCAGUUGCUGGCAAAUAACUGUGAUGUCGGAGUGGGAGCACUGAAGGCACUCCAACGACUCUUCAACGGCAACUGCCCACUGGACCUGCGCUGCGCGCUCCGAAGAGCCACGCGCGCAGCCAACGAGUCGCAAGGGCGAGCAGCCCGAGACUUUUGGAGACUGCUGAGCCAGGUGGAAGCGAUGGCGAAGAAACACUUCGCAAAGCUGCCGCUUGUGCUCUUGCAGGUGUCCUCCCAGAUCAAUCAACUCAGUGUGGUCACAAUGCAAGUGCAGCUUUGUGAAUGGCGGCAGUUUAUGGACCACCUCGCGAAGACGGGCGCCGCUGUGCUCAGCAACGGCUUGAUGGCUCCUGAGGACCAAGAUCAUGAGGAGGAGGGACCAGCUCCUGGAUCUGCACAGAAGUACCGCCGUGUCAUGGGCAAGCGUCAACAAACAACCGUCCCCCAAACGGACGCUAGGAUUAUCCGGGUUCGCAGCACUGGCCAGCGCAGCAAAAGUCCGCGUCGCAUGUCUUUGAGCGAUUCAGAGGACGACAGGCCACUUCUGGCUUUGGGGGAGGCAUCCAGGAUAGCCGCUAAGGCGAAGCAGGAAACUCCGCUACCAGCACUUGGGAUAUCCGAAGCUGCGUAUAUCCAACAGGAGCGUGCAUCGCUGCGGAAAGAGACACUCAGAAAAGAUCAGGCAGUGAAGCUGCUUCAGAAAGCCCAAAAAGAGGUGGACGCCGCAAAUGCGGUGCACCAGCUCUUGAUGGUGCAGGUCAGGGAAGCAAUGUGUCGAAGGAGCGCUUUCCAGGAGGCUUUGAACAAGGCAGAGCUGGAAGUGACGGAACACUGCGAGCUUAUUCAACAGUCGCAGUGGGAUCUCGACUGCUCGAGGGAGACCCUCACACAGCUGGGAGACAACUAUGCAUCGACUGACGUGCAGGGCCAUCUCCUCGACGCAACAAAGGCGUGUGCGGACAUGCCAGCCUUGGCAGAACGUCUCUCAGUGGCUUCAUCUGCACGGCAGGCCAGAAUGGAGGAUUUGUUCACUGCAGUGCACGAAGAAAUUGAAUCUUCGCAUGCCACCUUCGAACAGCUUCAAGAAAGACAUGUGGAGCUGACGAAGAAAAGUGACAUGGCAAUGUCAGAGCUGCGCAAAGCAAAGGAUGAGGUCAAUCAGAAGAUGAAGGCCCUCGACGCUGCAAAGCAGACCUGCAUUGAGGCAAGACAUGUUUUGGUACGACGACGUGUCGAAUGCCUGACGAUAGAAGCACAAGUCGUUCUCUUGCAGAAGCUGGUCGCAGGGUGA
This is a messenger RNA of Symbiodinium sp. CCMP2456, 1329 nucleotides long. The record is from the annotation of a GenBank genome assembly. NCBI's taxonomy places the organism in Eukaryota, Dinophyceae, Suessiales, Symbiodiniaceae.